Tribolium castaneum (red flour beetle) is the source of this 4076-nucleotide messenger RNA. RefSeq lists its product as uncharacterized. The record is from RefSeq and is a predicted model, not a curated record. Bases 218 to 4033 code for a protein of 1271 amino acids. NCBI's taxonomy places the organism in Eukaryota, Metazoa, Arthropoda, Insecta, Coleoptera, Tenebrionidae. Gene Ontology annotation, cellular component: nucleolus. Gene Ontology annotation, biological process: ribosome biogenesis. The transcript has 9 exons.
AGUUGUUAUCUAUUACCUGUGUUUUAGAUACGACUAUUAAUAACCCCGCAUAAUUAAUGUGGCCAUUUUUUAUAUUUUUUUAGUGACAAUUAUUGACACUUGACGACUUGACAAUUCAUCCCUACCACCGGCUUUAGUCCACGUGCAAGUUUCAAAUUUAUUUACAACCAAAAACUUUAUAAAUUUAUUAAUUAUACAAAUGUUUUAAGUUAGCAAAAUGUUGGAAGACGACGUAUCGUUUACCAAACCAGUAGGUAGUUAUGGUUUCUCCAGAGACGAGGUUUUUGCACUCAUAGAAAGAGUACAAAACGGCGAACAGAAACUUACAAAAGAGGAAUUCAAAACGUUAUUAAAAAAUCAACACUCUCUUAGAUACUUUAAGUACAAUAUUGAUCAGUAUUGCAAGUUGCACAGCCUUGUUCUUGAAGAAAUAAGCACCAGCGCUGAGUACAUAACUUUCCUAAAAGAUGAUCACACUUUUCAAAAAGCGAUACGUGACAGUGACCAAUUUUACGUUAGUUUUUUCCAAACGGUGGCUCCAAUAUUGAUUGAUGUUUGCAUCAAGUUUGAGGAAGCUGAAGUGUUUACAGAGACAGCAAAGUUGUUCCAAAGGUGUGUUUUUAGCAUAAAUGUUAAAGAACUUAACUCGUAUUUAACACAACUGUUUGAACAAACAAAAUCUGAAGAGAAACACAGUUUUUCUAAAGCAGUGUUGAAGUUUCUUAAAAAUUUGUAUACCAAAAAUGCCACUUGUGCUACUGGUUUCAAAUUAAUUUUUGAUUCGUUUAUUUAUUCACAAAGAAAUUUUCGAAAAGUGUUUGAAAUGUUGCUAGUUUUGCUUGAAAUAAUUGGGUUCGAUACAAGAAGUGAAUUUAACUUUAACAAAGUUAAAUACCACGUAGAAAAUCCUUCCUUGAGUAAUUCUUUGAAUAUUUUACACGAGCUUUUGGUUGUUGUGACCAGUACAAAAACUAAUUUAGAAUGUAACAUUGGUAAUGUUACUUUCAAUGAUUUUAUUAAAAACCUUUUAAAAUCAAUCAUGGCCUUAACCAAAGUUCCGAAUAAGUGUUGUUAUCAGAUUUUUACCGCAGUUAUUGAAAUCAACCCUUUGAUAAUCGAGUCACUUAUCAGCGAAACGCUUAUCUAUAUAAUGUUAAGUAACAGCAGUCAAUGCCGACAAGAAUAUGAGGAAUUGAUGAUUAAAAUCCUUGAAGUGUUCAGCAAAUUACACCGGAUUCAAAAUCUGAUCUCUAAAAUGAUUCCGACAUUAAAAUCGGGUCUUGAGGACCGGAAAUUAGCCGAAGGCGUUUACACAUUUAAAGGAGAGUUAGAUUGCCAAUCAGAUGAAAACAUUUCGUUCAACAUUGACACUAUUCUCCCCAAAUCAGUUCUAAAUUAUUUCACCAACUGUAUCACAAAUUUGGCCAGUUGGCAGGUGAUAAAUUUGUUCAAAACACUCUUGUUCCACUUCAAUAAAACUGUGGAGGAACUGCCGGAAAAAUCAGAAGAAACCAUUUACACCGAAAUUUUGAGUUGCUUUCUCUGUUGGGUUUUGAUGAGUGUGCGAAUGGCGGAGCACACUGUGGCCCCAGCCACCGUUGUCAAAUUCAUAGGGGGCCUGGAGGAGCUCAAAAACGUGUUAGGGAACUUGGGUAGGGCUUUAUUGCAACGAGAACACAAUCAAAUUCUAAUGCGCGCUUUUUUGAACAUUUCGUACUAUUGGGCCGAAAUUUACAUGUCCCUGGAAUAUUAUUCGGUCAGUAACGAUUUCAAAUUGAUUAAAGUCAUUGACUCGAAUUUUUCGGCGUGUAAUUUGACCUAUCUACACUCGUAUUUGAGCGACAAAGAGUGGUGCCUUAUUUCCGAAAGGAUCAAUAAUUUCGGAGAAAAGCCGUGCAAGCAAAUAAUGCAAAAACUUGUGAUUCAGAAGUUGCGAGCUGUUGUAAUGUCGCAUGAUAGUAACAGUGAGAUUACGAGCGCGAUUAUUUGGUAUCUCUCAUCGGAUUUUGACGAUAGUUUCGCUGAAAUUUUCACGGACAGAUUCGUGGUCAAUCAUUUACUUGGCCAAAUGCCCCCGACGAUGAUUGUCAGUUUGGCUGAAAUUAUUUUUAAAGAUUUACUAGAACAUAACGGGGAAAUAUUUAACCAACCUCACGUCUCCGACUCUCGGCUCAUAACAGAAGGCAUUCUUUGCGUCAUUUUUACAAAAAUUAACAAAUUGCUCAAACAAAAACGAAAACUUGACGAUACUACUCUACGGAAAACGCUCUAUUCAAAAGUAUUGUCUCUCCUACCCACGGACUUGUUCUUGGCACCGAAUAUUGGAGAAUCGUUAGGGAAGGCCUCACAAAUUGUCUCUGAAGGCAACGAACAAGUCAUAGAUUUAAAACUACACAGCGACAAGAUUCAGGCGUAUUUAGACGCAUUUAGAAAACUCCCAGUACUGUAUAUAAGUGAGGACACGCAAAAAUUUAUAAUCCUGCUAUUAUUCUCGUUACUCAAAGAUAUAAAUCACAGUAAUUGCGAGGAAGAAAUAAAGAACAGUUGUGAAAGUCUCAUCAUUAGCAUUAUACAACAUAAUAAGUUUACUUUAUUGGAUAUUUUCGAAGCGGAUGUCCUUCUAAAACUCCUGAUUGAAAAUGUCGCAAGAUGUGAAGAUCUCUUUGCCCACAUCGUCCAAAGUGCCUUCAAGUGUGACUCGACGAUUGCCAAAUUUGAAUCAGGGAUUGCGUUUAUUAAAGACAAUCUUAAAUCGGAGCAGUGCCUCCGAUUUGCGGUAAAUGUACUGAGUGUGCUUCAGAAAAUGAAAAAAGUUAAAUUAACACCAGAAUCGAAGGAAUUAUUUUUGAAAUACAAGGCGGAUGUUUGCCGUAAAAUCGUUAAACUCGUGUUGAAGAAAAGCCCAGAUGAUCGCCUGAUCGAGCCGUUUGUUCUGGUUUUGAAGUCGUUUCUGGCCAAAGACGAGGACGACAAUCUCUCGAAGUUGAAAAUUUCGUUGAGCGAUUAUGUCGAUUAUUGUCUUGGGAAUUUGUCAGAUGCGAACCUUAAGGGCAGUUUGUUGCUUUUUUCGACAAUUUUGUUCAAUAAAUCGUUGUUGGCCAAUCUUGACGGUGACUUUAUUAUGCACACUUACAAUAGUUUGAAACGCGUGACUGUAAAGACUGACAUUUUGGAGGAGUAUUCACAGUUAAUGAUUCUAAUCGCGUCGUUAAUUCCAAAUGAUCAAUUUUCGUUCAUUGUUGCCGAUUUGUUGCAAGUGACGACUAAAGCAGUCGAGUCGAGAGAAAACCAAGAGAUUUGCAAACACUUAAAAACAUGGACUUGCAUCCUUUCUACAAAUUUUAAUCCUGUUAAAACCAACAUUUUGCGUGAACAGCUCGAAUCCCUCUUGGAGAAAUUAGUUCUCAUGUUGAAGUCUGUAGACUACAACGAGGAAUUAUUUGAAGAAGUUAUCCAAUUUGAGGUUUCAAUUAUUCAAGCAAAUCACGUGCCGCUAAGUGCUGCCAUUAUAGACUUUUCCCUGUUAACGGUUUCGAUUUUAAUGAUGAAGCGGGACCACGAUUUUGUGCACUGUUUCAACUGUGGAGUCGCCCUAUUAGAACAUUUGCUAAAAUUCCGAAACCCCUUAAUUAUGGAUCGCUUGCCUCCCUAUUUGUUGCAGUACAGAGUGUUGCUUAAAGGGCUGUGUCUGAAAAGUAGUUCCAGAGUGAUGGUGGAGUCUAGUGACGGGCAGAAAAUUGCCGAUUCUGCUCAUAAAUUAGAGAAAUUGACAAAAAGUCUCACUGAUUGUACUAGAGAUAUGGCCAGGAUUGCAAUGUUUCUGAUUGCGGAUAUUUUGGCACAGUAUGAAAUGGACACUCUGUACCCCAACGUCAAGAAACAUUUGGAUAACUGCAUAUACAGUCUCAUCGCUUUGUGUGAUCAGCAUGCAGUUCAGUAUUUGAUGAGGGUUUUAAGCAACGCGUCUACUGAAAUAUUUAAAUUUAUGUAUGAGAAUUAUAAAAAAUAUUACAGAUUUACAGGAAAGGUUUAAAAUAUGUUUACAAUAAAAAAUAUAAUACGUUUUCUUGAUUCAA